AUGGCAGACAGCAUAGGCAUAGUCAUUGACAGGGCCUGUCAGGAUCCGGAAGGCAAAACUGACGAGGAGUCCUGCAGCCGCUUGAAGCUGCACGUGCGGCACUUUGCAGCCGAUCAGUGCACAUCUGCCCGGAAGUGUGGAAGGUUGUUGGUCACUGGCGGACAGUAUCCUAACCUGGUCUGGGUAAGCCAUGAUCCUGCGCACCAGGUUCGUAUUGCCUACCAGGACCCUCUUCACGCCAUGCCCGAGUUCCAAGACCAGUGGGAGCGUUUGUUUGCUCCCGGCAAGAGCAAGCAUGCGCUUAUCCCGGACAUCCAGAACUCAGAAGUCUGGAAGGCCAGGCUCAUGGCGGCCCAGCAAGAGGUUCUCAGGCUCCAUGGCUCCCAGGCUGGUGUGGAGAAGGUGAUCCGAGCGUUGUCGUUCUCCCAACCUCGGUUUGACUCGUCGAUUCGCUCCCGAGCAGAGCGCGCCUUGCAAAACAUGAAUGCAGCAGCCCUCAUGCGCUGUGGACUCACUUGCGACUACACAUCUGAGUGCCUGGGUUUCUUGAGCAGGAACUUUGACAUUGAGGAUCCAGAUGUAUCCUGCACCCCCAGAGUGCUGGAAGAGUUCACCAAGCGCCAGCGGUUCUUAUUUGUGGAUGGAUACAUCCUCUCCGACAGCUCGCAGGUUACCAGUUCCGUGGACGGCUCCGAGGCUCCAGGCUCCCAGGCUCCCAGGAGGUGUGCAACCCAGUUAGUUUACGAGGAGAUCCAGACACCAGAGCCGAUCUUCUAUGGCAACAGAGUCCACUACCUGUGCACGAAGGCCGGCAUUUCUGAUGUAAGGCAGCUCAUGGGAACUAUGGCGCACGUGGUCGAGGCGAUGCUGGAGCGUUUGCGAGUAGAUCUGACGGAGGAUGAGAUCGCCGUGGCUCUGCAGGUAUUCAACCUUCGGCUGUGGCAGGAGACGAACCGACAACAGGAGCUAGUGGACUCUACACGCAAGCUCUGUGAUAUGCUCAAGCUUUCGCACGGGGAGAUUGCGAAGAGUCGCAAUCUUGCUUCAGAGAAAGUCAAGGCACUCGGGCACCCUGGCCUGUCCGACACCUUUUGGACAUUUGCAAAGACUGUCCAGCUGCUCAAGGUCGAAAAAGUCCAGGAUGGUGAGGAACAGAACUUGAGGUACAACAACACCUUGUACAACAAAGCCUUACACCAGGCUGCCACAGCAGCUGUUGCAGUGCUGCGGGGUCCAUCCGGUCCCGUGGAGAAGGCUGCCCGGAGAUUGGAGCUGGAAUUUGGGCGGGGCAUCUUGAGCAUUCAGUACUCGAAGUUGAGCAAGCUGUUAUCGCUGACCAACAAGCUCGCAUCUGCUACCAGAAACGCUGUAGACCUGACGGCCUGGAUGAUCGACUCCUUGACGCUGGCCCUGCGCAUGAACAUGGUCACGCCAGCUAAAUGCACCGAGAAGUUUCUGGAUCGAGGCCGGAAGACAGGCGAUGCUGGCUUUUGGUUGUCGCGCAUGCUGGUGGUGCAGGUCUUCGAUUAUGCAGCAAAGCUGGCGAACAAGUUGCCUGAGCCGGACAAGGUUAAGCUGACAGGGAUUUUGGCUGAACUCCGUUGCCCUUUCACAUGUUGGGAGAAAUAUCUCUGCCAUGCUGAUGCUGAUCAAGGGGCUGCUGGAGAGGACGACAUGGACGGCGAGGACCCAGAGGACGUGGAGCGCCCUGUUCCGCAGUCCAAGAUUGGAGCUGUUAAAGAGGGUUUCAACAAGGCCAUUGGCAUGCUUUUGGAUUUGCUGCUGGAGCUGAUGUCGGGGAAGUACUACAAGGAUUGCUGCAUGCUGGCUUCGAGUGAAGAUGGCCUUGCAAAGGCAUUGACAGCUGCACAGCUUGGAAGCUCGGAUGACACGGAGCACGAGGAGCCAUGUGCGCUUAUCACUCAGAUGAAGAUCAUUGUCGACAAGUUCGACAACAGCACGAAGUCCGUUGGUGCCACAUCUGCGGCUCCUGCUCCGAGUUUGCUCCAAAGCCUGGCCAAGGCUUCUGAAGCUGACACACCCGAGGAAUGUGUAGAGCGUGAGCGGCAGUGGAAGGCGGUGCAAACGGAACGCCGCAAGUUCGUGUCGUUCUCGGUACCGAACAAGAUCUCGAAGGACUGCCUAGUCAAUGCGCUCAGAGGUUGCGGCAAGGUCUUCACGCACAAGGGCACCUUAAACUCUUCGCACCGCCUGAUCGUUGCCAGUGCGGAUCUCUUGGCAGAGGCUGGUACCGACCCGUGGCUCAAGGGCACUCCGCCAAGCGAGGAAUGGAAAGAGAUCUGUGCCUUUGCCAAAGACAUGUCUGGGCCCGAGGAUUUCGUCGUACUCUUCGACGGCAGAAUGCGGGAAAUUCGCCGCGUGUCCGAAGACCUCCUGCUGAACCAGCAGCACACCGAGGAGUGCACCAUCGUGUACUCAGGUGGGUGCCCGACGAGAACUGGUCGCACUCGCCGCGUUCCGCUGGCUGCAAAGAAGGUGGAGACAGGAGCGGUUAAGUUCCCGGUCGCACGCACCAAGAUUCAGACGACGAAGAAGGGCUCCUUCACAGUCUGCGGCGAGGCUUCUACGUACCAAGGCACUUACUCAGGCGUGGAGUACAGUGCGGUUUCUGAAAUGCCACUCGUGUCUGCAGACACCAAGAAGAAGAUCAUUGCUCCGGCAACAACCGGCGACCUCCCGACACCGCCAGAGGACUGGCAGGAUCGCCACGGCUCCGACGUACCCUUGUUCUGGAACGAGUCUAAGCCGAUAGCAUAUUGGAAUGCCAUCAUUGAGGAGUUUUGCGCGGAGGCAGUGUUUGACCUCACGGCUGGCACCGGUGCUCUGAUGGAGGCUUCUUUGACUGCCGGCAUCGCAUACCACGGGCUUUGCAGCCUCAACAAGGAGCACAUGUCGUGGGUCCAGGCGGUUGCUGAUCGCGCAGCUUGCGGAAUGAUGGCUUUGGAGGGAUCCACUCUUUACUCGGACGAGAAUGCCAAGGCGGUGAAGAAGCAUUUCCCGCACGUUCUGGAGAGCUUGUCCAACCAAGACGACCAGGACGAGGCCUACCAGACGCCUCUGGGGCAAAACCAGUCUCAAGACGGCUUCUCGUCGGAUGCCCCGGGGCGCUUGCGGAAGCAGGCUGUGAAAGACGGCUUGGUCCCCAAGGCUCGAAGGGCCUUCGUCAUCUGGUUCCAGGAAAACUCCGAAGUCAAGAAAGGCGCUCCCAAGCACGAGUUUCUCAAUGAGAUGAAGCAUCUUGGCGCAGUAUGGCAGGGCAUGACCGACAAGCAGAAGGCACCAUUCAUGGCGAGGAGCAAAGAUGAGUUCAUGGCUCAGCGAAGUGCACUGGCCGUUCUUGGCAUCAGUAUGCGGGGCUCCACGACCAGUGCGGGCGGCCCCGACGAGGCGAAGGACCCCCCUGCCGCUGACGAAUCUGGCGGUCGCGUUGGCCCAUUUGAGCUUAAUGCUGCAAGGGCUCCAAUUGGAGGCGGAGCCUAUGGCAGUGUCUACAGUUGCCAGCAUCCGCAAAGCGGCCUUAACGUGGCGGUGGAGGUUUAUCGUGGCUCCGAUGGCCCCGCGGAUUGCAGGCACGAAGUGGAGCAGAUGAAGCUUCUAAUGAAGGCCGUUCCGCAGCAGAAGAUGAUGUGGUUCCCGCCUCUUGUCAGCUCGGGUGUCACGGGCAGACCUUGGCCAUGGAUGGCUACUAGCCUAUGUGGGCCCAGCCUGGCAACCGCACUUCGAAAUCCUGCGGCGCAUGGCAAGCCGAGGACGUGGUCUGUGGCAGCUCAGCUGAGAAGUGCACUGCAGACAUUGCAUGACGCAGGCAUCCUACACUUGGAUGUGAAACCUGGCAAUGUUCUUUGGUGCCCUUGCACAGAUCAGGUGCAGGUGUGCGACUUCGGCAUGAGUGAGAACAUGGCACGGCUCCAGAAGGCUUCUCAGGCUCCCAGGUUCCUGCAGUAUGUCACGGCUGCCUAUCGACCGCCGGAGCUGUGGCCCGCUCGUGUGAAUGGCGAUGGAGACUGCGGUGUCAGAAAGCAGCUGCUGACUGCAGCUGUGGAUAUGUGGGCCUAUGCUUGCGUGGUGUUUGAGGUGGAGACCGGGAAUCCCUUCAUGCCCAGGGGGGAGGCCGGACUGAGAGCGUGGUGCAAGCAGUGGCCCGAGCUGUGGAAAACACGCAGCGACUUAGCCAAUUGCCCCGCUGCAAGUCACACGUGCUGCACAAAGGUGCUUCGAGCCGGUAAAUGGGGGCUGUUUGUGUUGGUCGGCUGUGCUCCAGACCCCGGAAAGCGGCGGGGGCCGGAGCUCUGUCUGAAUCAGAAAUGA
Messenger RNA from Symbiodinium sp. CCMP2592, 4329 nucleotides. The record is from the annotation of a GenBank genome assembly. Lineage: Eukaryota; Dinophyceae; Suessiales; Symbiodiniaceae.